AUGGCCGAAAAGACAAAAUCUAGAGGUCCUCUUGGAAGAGUUGUCGUCAUUGGCGGCAAUGGCUUUCUAGGCCAUCACAUCGUCAACCAGGCCCUUGAGCAAUGGACGACCACUGCCACGAUCGGCGUCGACCUACGAUGCGAACGCAAUCGCAAUCCCAAGGCCGAGUACCGAGAAUGCGACAUCACCGACCCCGAGAGGCUUCUCUCUCUAUUCGAGGAGCUCAAGCCCGACGUUGUCAUCCACACAGCUUCUCCUGUCGCUGUCAACCCCAAUAUCGGUCAUGAUGUGUUCAAGAAGGUCAACGUCGACGGUACACAGGCUGUUGUCGAUGCCUGCCAAAAGACGGGCGUCAAGGUUCUUGUGUACACAAGCUCUGCCAGCGUCAUCAGCGACAACGUUACUGAUCUGCUCAACGCUGACGAGAGGUGGCCUUUGAUUCGUGGGGAGGCGCAGACUGAGUAUUAUUCAGAGACCAAGGCACAAGCAGAGGAGAUCGUUCUCAAGGCCAACCGCCAGGAGGGCUGCAAGCUUCUCACGACUUCCAUCCGUCCCGCCGGUAUCUUUGGCGAAGGCGACGUCCAGACUCUCGCAGGCAUUCUCAACGCCUACAAGCGCGGCAAGCACACGAUCCAAGUCGGCGCCAACGAGAACCUCUUCGACUUCACCUAUGUCGGCAACGUCGCCCAUGCCCACCUCCUCGCUGCACAGCUCCUACUCGCCACCGCUGCCUCUCCCACUAUCCCCCUUGACCACGAGCGUGUCGACGGCGAGGCUUUCUUCAUCACAAACGACACACCUGUGUACUUCUGGGACUUUGCCCGUGCUAUCUGGCGUGCCGCCGGCUAUGAUAAGGGUACGGAAGGCAAUUGGGGUCUCAACCGUGAGGUCGGCAUCGCCAUCGGCUAUGUCAGUGAGGUUCUCGCCAACAUUCUCGGAAAGACACCCACACUCACUCGCAAGUCUAUCAUUAUGAGCUGCAUGACCCGCUACUACAACAUCAACAAGGCCAAACGUGCUCUGCGCUACCAGCCUGUCUGGUCUCUGAAGGAGGGCAUCGAUCGUGGCGUGAACUGGUUCCUCGAGCAGGACAAGGCGGCUGCUGCCGCUGCCGCUGCCAAGGCGUAA
This is a messenger RNA of Fusarium mangiferae, 1128 nucleotides long. RefSeq lists its product as uncharacterized. Gene Ontology annotation, biological process: steroid biosynthetic process. Bases 1 to 1128 code for a protein of 375 amino acids. NCBI's taxonomy places the organism in Eukaryota, Fungi, Ascomycota, Sordariomycetes, Hypocreales, Nectriaceae. Gene Ontology annotation, molecular function: 3-beta-hydroxy-Delta5-steroid dehydrogenase (NAD+) activity. The record is from RefSeq and is a predicted model, not a curated record. The transcript is spliced from 2 exons.